UGUGAGGAAGCAUGGCGGCGCCCUGGAGGAUGUACAGGAGCAGGAGCGGAGCGGUGAGCGGCCUCGUCCGCGCCGUGUGGGCAGCCAGGACAGGAGCUGCCGCGGAGGAGGGUCUUUAUGAGGCGGAGGUGCUGGUUCCGUUCAGGCGUGUACAUAAUGCUGUCAGGCCAAACUCUUUUACAAGAUACAGAAACAGGUUUCUCUACCCAACGCCUAGAAUAUGCUGCUGUAGGAUACACAGUGACGCAAAGAUAAAAGAUCCCUUUUCACUCGCGCAAAAGGAUUUGAAAAAUAUAUAUGAAGAUAUUAAAAAGCUCCUGGUGUCCAAAGCGGAGCUGAAAGCCCUGUGUGAUUAUUACUUCGACGGGAAGGGGAAGGCGUUCCGGCCGAUGAUCGUGGUGCUGAUGGCCAGAGCCUGCAACAUUCACAGCAAUAGACAGGGUGACCUCCUCCCAGCUCAGCGGUCCAUAGCCAUGAUCUCAGAGAUGAUCCACACUGCCAGCUUGGUGCAUGACGACGUUAUUGAUGGUGCAGAUACGAGACGAGGAAAAACCACUAUCAAUGAAGUGUGGGGGGAGAGGAAAGCUAUCCUGGCUGGAGAUUUCAUUCUCUCUGCAGCGUCUAUGGCCCUGGCGCGCAUCGGGAACAACACAGUGGUGUCUGUGCUUUCCCAAGUCAUAGAGGACCUUGUGCGAGGUGAGUUCAUGCAGCUGGGAUCCAAAGAGAACGAGAACGAGCGAUUCAAACACUACCUCGAGAAAACCUUCAAGAAGACGGCGAGCCUGAUAGCGAACAGCUGUAAAGCAGUUUCGAUUCUGGUAAACUCGGAUCCUGAGGUGCACGAGAUCGCGUAUCAGUACGGACGAAACGUGGGCAUCGCCUUUCAGCUGGUGGACGAUGUGCUGGACUUCACCUCAUGUGCUAACCACCUGGGGAAGCCCUCAGCUGCAGAUCUAAAGCUAGGCUUAGCCACCGGACCCGUUCUGUUUGCCUGCCAACAGUUUCCUGAAUUGCAUGCAAUGAUAAUGAGACGUUUCGGUUCUGAUGGAGACGUUGAUCGGGCAUGGCGAUACGUCCUGCAGAGUGAUGGUGUGGAGCAGACUAACUACCUCGCACAGCGCUACUGCCAAGAGGCCAUCCGUCAGAUCAGCCGACUGCAGCCGUCUGCGGAGCGGGACGCGCUUAUCCGGUUAACGGAGUUAGUCCUGUCCCGGGACAAGUGAUCCCAGACUCUAGAGCACCAGCUCAGGCAGCUACUCCUCUGCAGGGCCCUGUACGAGGGGGAAACGGCGACGGGGAUUAAGGGAUGUCCCCGUUACCGGCCCACUCUACUGUACACACCACUUACAGCAGAGGUGUCGCACUCUGGUUCUCAAGUGCCACAGCACUACACAGAUCAGUCUGUUUCCCUCUGUAGCACAUUUGGGUUGACUCAUCAUUGGAGUUACAUCAGGAGUGUUAAAGGAAAAUGUAAUUUUACAUUUUUCUCCUUUACCCCAGAAAUAGGUAAUUAGACAAGACAUUUUUGGUGUUUGAGGUUUGAGUAACCAAUUGCCAACAUGAAAACUGCAUACCUAAAUAAUCACAGACCUGUUUCGAACCUUGUCAAGUUGUUAAGUAAGCACAAGUUGACUGAAGUUUAGGGCACCACAUGACUACUGUCAUCUAUAAAGAGGGGUGUGGCUAAAAACUGUGGUGGCCACUAUUAAGGGCUAAACAAUUUGGGAAAAAUAUCUAAUUGUGAUAUUUCAGACCUCUGUUAUUAAUUCAAAUCGCAGUUAUUCUCAGUAACUUAAGAUUCAGGCUUGUUGUUUUGGCCAAGAAGAGCACAUCCACUUUUUCUGGCUUCACGUUAAACCACUGAAUGUAUUGUGCCAAAUGGCCUAGUUAGUUGUGGUUGUGUUGUCAUGUACGUGGGUGUUUAGUUGCUUCUGAUUGGUUCAGCUCACUUACAAAUAGUUCACAAGCUUCAAAAAUCCCACCGAAAAAUUCUCACAUAAAAUUUGUUGGCUAUAAUUAAAAUUCCAGCUCUUUACAAUUAAGAUUUCAGUAUCAGAGUGAGUCAACUUUGAGCCCUAGCUGCCAAUAGGGGUGCCUCAU
Molecule: messenger RNA, 2100 nt
Organism: Colossoma macropomum (tambaqui)
Lineage: Eukaryota; Metazoa; Chordata; Actinopteri; Characiformes; Serrasalmidae
Gene: pdss1
Product: prenyl (decaprenyl) diphosphate synthase, subunit 1
Exons: 11
Coding region: 12-1223 (403 amino acids)
Biological process (GO): ubiquinone biosynthetic process; isoprenoid biosynthetic process
Cellular component (GO): transferase complex; mitochondrion
Molecular function (GO): prenyltransferase activity
Source: RefSeq, a predicted model, not a curated record